Molecule: messenger RNA, 687 nt
Organism: Limulus polyphemus (Atlantic horseshoe crab)
Lineage: Eukaryota; Metazoa; Arthropoda; Merostomata; Xiphosura; Limulidae
Product: cuticle protein 14-like
Exons: 5
Coding region: 1-687 (228 amino acids)
Cellular component (GO): chitin-based extracellular matrix
Molecular function (GO): structural constituent of chitin-based larval cuticle
Source: RefSeq, a predicted model, not a curated record
AUGGCAUCUGCCGGUUAUUUAUACCCAGGAGGUUACGGAGGUUAUGAUGGUUACUACUACCCUCAGCCUUACAAUUAUGGAUACGACGUCGUGGAUGAAUACGGUAACCAACAAUGGAAAAACGAGCAGAGUGACGAAGGAAACAAUAAGGUUGGUUCCUAUGGUUACCGAGACGCUUACGGUGUGACUCGCCAGGUGAACUAUGUUGCUGAUGGCUACGGCUUUAGAGCCCAAAUUAAAACAAACGAACCGGGUACAGCGAACCAGAAUCCCGCUGAUGUUUACAUCUACUCUGAUGCCGAAUAUUACCCUGGAAGUAGAAAUAAGAAUUACAUGAUCCUGAUUUUUGCCGCAAUUUUCGCUGUUUGUAGUGCUGGCUAUGCUCCUUACGGUGCUUACGACGACUAUUAUGGCUAUCCUCAGCCAUAUAACUAUGGUUACCAAGUCGCUGGUGACUAUGGCGGUAACCAGUGGAAGCAAGAAUCCAGUGAUGGUGUGAAUGCUGUCGGUAGUUAUGGUUACACGGAUCCUUAUGGUCUCUAUCGUGAGGUAAACUACGUAGCCGAUGGUAACGGAUUCCAAGCUCAAGUCAAAACAAACGAACCAGGCACAGCCAAUCAGAAUCCUGCUGACGUUUAUGUUUAUUCUGAUGCUUAUCAUGGCUAUGGCGCCAAUGCUUAUCACUGA